AUGGAACCAGCCGAUGCGGAUGACCGAGAGCGCUAUGUCUGGAUGUCUGAGAAAUCUAGGGGAGAUCCACGGCUUCCUUCAGUCAAUGUUUGCCCAUCGUUUUCGCUAUGGAGGUGGGGGGAGAUGUUAAACGAAAGCAGCGCGGUCAGCGAAGCACAGCAAAAUCUGAUUAUGAAACACGCUGACACUCGCACUUUCUUGGAUCAUUAUCUUCCACGCCACAUCGACACGGAUAUGCAGAGUGUUAUGAACGGCCGUGAAUCCAACAAGUCUCUGAAGCGCGCGAUCACCCGCAUGAGUAGGUGGAUUGACAAGAGACGCCCUCGACAUCUUACUUCGAAGCAGCGAGCGUCCCUUCGCGAACAUCCAGAAUAUGUGGAGGCCGAGCGGCGAAUGAGGGAGCAAGCCGAAGAGUGCAAACGCGAUCCUAGUGCAGCGAUGCAAUUGCGAUUAGAGAAAUUGACACGCGAAACCUCCAAUACAUUUGGUAGGUUGGAAAGAGCAUUGAGACGAAAGGUCCGCCAUGAGUUCGACCGCAAACAGGCCAUAAUAGACAUUGGGCGACAGCUUUCGGGGGCUGCUGUUGAAGACGAAGAGACGAGGAAGGUGCUUCAAGUAGAAGACCAGAUGCUACCAGAGCAGAUUGAUCUUCUGAAGAACUUAUUCACAUGA
Molecule: messenger RNA, 672 nt
Organism: Penicillium alfredii
Lineage: Eukaryota; Fungi; Ascomycota; Eurotiomycetes; Eurotiales; Aspergillaceae
Exons: 1
Coding region: 1-672 (223 amino acids)
Source: RefSeq, a predicted model, not a curated record